CCUGAGCCAUCAGCGCUUUGGGAGCAGGUGGAACCCGGGCUGUAGCCCAGUCGGCGGAUCUGAGUGGGACUUCACAGGGACCAUGGAGCUGCUCAAGCUGAACCGCAGUAUGCAGGGAUCCGGACCCGGGCCGGGGUCCUCCUCAUUAUGCCGCCCGGGUGUCCCCCUCCUCAACAGCAGCAGCUCUAGCAACCUCAGCUGCGAGCCCCCUCGCCUCCGCGGAACCGGGACCAGAGAAUUGGAGCUGGCCAUUAGAGUCACCCUUUAUGCGGUGAUCUUUCUGAUGAGUGUUGGAGGAAAUGUGCUCAUCAUCGUGGUCCUGGGACUGAGCCGGCGCCUGAGAACUGUCACCAAUGCCUUCCUGCUCUCCCUGGCAGUCAGUGACCUCCUGCUGGCUGUGGCUUGCAUGCCCUUCACACUCCUGCCCAACCUCAUGGGCACAUUCAUCUUCGGCACAGUCAUCUGCAAGGCUGUUUCCUACCUCAUGGGGGUGUCAGUGAGUGUGUCCACGCUAAAUCUUGUGGCCAUAGCCUUGGAGCGGUACAGCGCCAUCUGCAGACCACUGCAAGCACGGGUGUGGCAGACACGCUCCCACGCAGCGCGGGUGAUCUUAGCCACAUGGCUACUGUCUGGACUACUUAUGAUCCCUUAUCCUGUGUACACCGCAGUGCAGCCAGUGGGGCCUCGAGUGCUGCAGUGCGUGCAUCGCUGGCCCAGUGCUCGUGUCCGCCAGACCUGGUCAGUGCUGCUGCUAAUACUUUUGUUCUUCGUCCCGGGUGUGGUUAUGGCGGUGGCCUACGGGCUCAUCUCUCGCGAGCUCUACCUUGGGCUUCGCUUUGAUGGUGACGACAGUGAGACCCAAAGCCGGGUCCGAAACCAAGGAGGCCUGCCGGGUGGUGGGGCAGCACCAGGGUCUGCCCACCAGAACGGGGCUUGCCGGCCUGAGACUAGCCUCCCUGGGGAAGACAGUGAUGGCUGCUACGUGCAACUUCCGCGUUCCCGACUGGAGAUGACAGCGCUGACCACGCCCACUCCUGGGCCAGGGCCAGGCCCUCGGCCCAACCAGGCCAAGCUGCUGGCUAAGAAGCGGGUGGUGCGAAUGCUGCUGGUGAUUGUUGUGCUUUUCUUUCUGUGUUGGCUGCCAGUGUACAGCGCCAACACGUGGCGCGCCUUCGAUGGUCCAGGGGCACACCGAGCACUCUCAGGGGCCCCCAUCUCUUUCAUCCACUUGCUGAGCUAUGCCUCUGCCUGUGUCAACCCCCUGGUCUACUGUUUCAUGCACCGCCGCUUUCGCCAGGCCUGCCUGGAUACAUGUGGCCGCUGUUGCCCACGGCCUCCACGAGCUCGCCCCCGGCCUCUUCCGGAUGAGGAUCCUCCUACCCCUUCCAUUGCUUCACUGUCCCGGCUAAGCUAUACCACCAUCAGCACACUGGGGCCUGGCUGAGAGGUUGAGUGAGUGGAGAAUGAGACAGGACACAUGAUCCCUAUAAACCGACCCAUCCAAACACAAAAGAAACACACCAGGACUAAUCCAGGAGGACACCCAACAGCAUGGAUAGACCCCUCCACACAGAAAAUGUUAUCUUCGCUGUUCCACCUGAAAGAGACAGGAGUCUCACACAGGAAAGGAGGCACAUUUCUGAUAUGGGACUGAGUCCCACCCUAGACACCUGGCACUGACCCCACUGGAUAGACAAGCACAAUGUCUGUAGCAGUGAAUUUUCCCUACACGAGGAGAGCUCUGACAAGGGCUGACUGGCUCCUCACAUUAAUGGCACUAUUCUAUAGUCCCCAUAGCCUAGUGCAAGACUGACUUAGGACACUGCAGACUGUCCUCAGUUUGACCUCAUCAUUUCCUUCCUCACCCAGCAUUGAAAAUAUUAGUAGGCCUAAUCACACACACCUUCCCAACAUACGGACCUUCCAGCAAAGAAAAGUCCCGUCAUCUCUUUCCAUUAGGGACUGUAGCCCUGCCCCUCUUCCUUCAG
This is a messenger RNA of Peromyscus eremicus (cactus mouse), 1988 nucleotides long. It is a transcript of the gene Cckbr, whose product is annotated as cholecystokinin B receptor. The record is from RefSeq and is a predicted model, not a curated record. The transcript is spliced from 5 exons. Lineage: Eukaryota; Metazoa; Chordata; Mammalia; Rodentia; Cricetidae. Gene Ontology annotation, cellular component: plasma membrane. The coding region runs from base 83 to 1444 and encodes 453 amino acids. Gene Ontology annotation, biological process: phospholipase C-activating G protein-coupled receptor signaling pathway. Gene Ontology annotation, molecular function: gastrin receptor activity; cholecystokinin receptor activity.